AUGAGGCCGUCGCCGGUCGUCCGCCGGAUGAUGCUCGCCGGGCUGGGCGUCCAGUUCUUCCAGCAGGCCACAGGCAUCGACGCACUGGUGUAUUACAGCCCGACCAUAUUCCGGGACGCCGGCAUCGCCAGUGAGGGCCACCUCCUGGCCGCCACCGUCGCGGUGGGGCUCUCCAAGACGAUCUUCAUCGUGAUCGCCAUACUUCUGGUAGACCGCGUCGGCAGGAAGCCCCUACUCCUCAUCAGCACGGUCGGCAUCACCGCCUGCCUUGCCGUGCUCGCCGCGACGCUCUCCCUGCUGUCGCGCGGCGCGCUGCCAGGCGGCGCGGCGAUCGCGCUGGCCAUCUUGACGGUGUGCGGCUUCGUGGCCUUCUUCUCGGUGGGCAUCGGGCCCAUCAACAUGGUGCUGAGCUCGGAGAUCUACCCGCUGAGGCUGCGCGCGCAGGCGGUGGGCCUCGGCCUGGCGGUGAACCGGCUGACCAGCGGCGCCGUGGCCAUGUCCUUCCUGUCCAUCUGCCGCGCCGUGUCCGUGGCCGGCGCGUUCACGGCGUUCGCGGCCGUCUCGGCGCUGUCCGUGGCGUUCCUGCAGUGGUUCGUGCCCGAGACGAGCGGCAAGACGCUCGAGGAGAUCGAGUUGCUGUUCGGCGAUGCCGGUGGCAGCGGCGGCGAGGUGGAGGUGGAGCUCGGCGACGGGGAACAUCAGGUGCACGAGCGAUGAGAACCGGACGGCCGGCGGUGCCAUUUCUGUGUUGAGCACAGAAAUUGCAGUGUCAGGGAAAAGCUAAAAAGUUAGAAACUAGUCAUACAUUCGCGAAUGUUCUUUUUACUUGGAAAAUCAGGGAUCUUUCCCUGGUUCAUUCAAAUUAACAUAGCAGCAGUAACCACUGAACUUCCUCAAAUACAGGAACGCAUUGGCCAAGCAUCGAUGGACAAACUGACACGUCAAUGGCCGCCCGAUCACAUGUGGAUGGCCUGAUAUUUCUAUGGCGUCUUCUUCAGGAAUUCCAAGGAGGCAUAUCCACCAUGGCCUACUAUAUAUGCUUUUCUAUGUUGCAAACUAAUUUCAG
Molecule: messenger RNA, 1066 nt
Organism: Triticum aestivum (bread wheat)
Lineage: Eukaryota; Viridiplantae; Streptophyta; Magnoliopsida; Poales; Poaceae
Product: probable polyol transporter 4
Exons: 1
Coding region: 1-717 (238 amino acids)
Biological process (GO): transmembrane transport
Cellular component (GO): membrane
Molecular function (GO): transmembrane transporter activity
Source: RefSeq, a predicted model, not a curated record